AUGGCCCAGGCACAGCUCAGCUCCUGGCUGCUCCUGUGCGUGUUUGCUGCAUCCCAGAGGCUGACAGAUGAACAUCUUCGCAGCGGCACCAACAGAGCCCGUCGUGGCCCAGAGGACGCUGGCAUCAUGCUAGAGAUGCUCUGGGGAAGGCUGGAUAUUCAGGCCAACGGGACAAUCCGCCUGCGGGAUGAAGAGCUGGCCUCCCUACGCCCGGCACGGCGCUUCCUGCAGAUUUUAGAGGAGGAAGUUCCCAAAACACCGGCAGAGAUUGAGCAGCAUCUGAGAUACUAUUCACUGACUGACACUCCCUUGCCUCCGACAGAGUUUGACCGUCUCCUUUUCACCAGUGUUUACAGUGCCUAUCAGGUUCGCUCCGUGCAGGGUCUGGAUAAAACCCCCUGGAUUGGCUUUUUCUCUCAGCUGGUUGAUGAAAUCUUUCGUGACCUGUGCAAGGGGCUCUGCCCUGCAAAUACCACUCUCCUCCAGGCUUCCUGGCCUUGGAAGGAGAAGCCUUCACAUUUAGCAUCCCUGAAACAUUUCUAUCGCUCUAACCUGGCCAGGACCAAGAGAGAUACCUAA
This is a messenger RNA of Camarhynchus parvulus, 579 nucleotides long. RefSeq names its product family with sequence similarity 180 member B (gene FAM180B). Bases 1 to 579 code for a protein of 192 amino acids. The transcript is spliced from 3 exons. The record is from RefSeq and is a predicted model, not a curated record. Lineage: Eukaryota; Metazoa; Chordata; Aves; Passeriformes; Thraupidae.